Amphimedon queenslandica is the source of this 861-nucleotide messenger RNA. RefSeq names its product uridine diphosphate glucose pyrophosphatase-like. The record is from RefSeq and is a predicted model, not a curated record. The transcript has 4 exons. Lineage: Eukaryota; Metazoa; Porifera; Demospongiae; Haplosclerida; Niphatidae. Bases 6 to 722 code for a protein of 238 amino acids. Gene Ontology annotation, molecular function: metal ion binding; UDP-sugar diphosphatase activity. Gene Ontology annotation, biological process: ribose phosphate metabolic process; nucleoside phosphate metabolic process.
GUGAGAUGGAUAGGAUAUCUGAUGUCAGUAUUGGUCCUUUGAGAGAUUCUAAGUAUAUUCAGUGCUACCAAGUGUCUUACAAACAAAAUGGUAAACAGAGGUACUGGGACUGCCUGAGACAGCAUGACAGUGUUGGUAUCCUGAUUUAUAAUGUAACGAGACAAGCAUUAGUUGUCGUAACUCAGUUCAGACCAGCUGUGUACAUGUCUUCUAAUCGCCCUGUCUGGGAAAACUCGGAGAUAUUUACCAGUGGAUCACUCAAUAUGAAGGCAGACAAAGGAUCAGAGUCUCAGGUUGGCCCUGAAAGUGAUGCAACUGCACCUAAAUACGGCCCAUCAAGUGAAGGAAUGACAUACGAACUAUGUGCUGGUAUCGUCGACAAGGAUAUACCACUAGCAGAGAUUGCUCGGGAGGAAGUUCAAGAGGAAACAGGCUACCAAGUCAAGACGGAAAACCUUCAGUAUAUAACGAGUUUCUGGAGCAACAUAGGCACGGCUGGCUCAAAGCAAUCGCUCUUCUAUUGCGAAGUGACUGAUGACAUGAUAGUUGGGAGUGGAGGGGGCAAUCAACAUGAGGGGGAAAUGAUUGAUGUAUUGGAUAUUCCUAUCAGUACAAUUGAUGAAUUUAUUGUAGACGAAAGCAAGAAGAAAUCAAUGGGACUUUGUUUCGGAUUUUCAUGGUUUGCAAAGAAUGUUUUACCCAAGCAGAAAAAUGGUCAAUAAGAAUUAUUAUUUUUUUGAUUGAUGGUAUCAUAGGUACUAUUUAAAUUAUUUAUAUAUUUUUAAAUAAUAAUAAUUAUUAUUAAUUUAUUAUUAUUAUCAUUAUUUAAAAAUUUGGUGAUAAUACAAUGUUAGUACCAUA